UGCAUUCACAGUAUGUUUUGACAAAUGAAAUAACUACACAGGAUUCCUUAACACCAAAAGAAAAGAGAAUUCUAUUAUUAUACGUUUAUUUUUCACACCAGACAAGCAGAAUGAUUAAAGUUCUUUUGGCUUUGCUCUCUUUGACUUCUGUAGCAUACGGUACAAUUUCUGACCAGUGUUUGAGAUGUAUUUGUAAGGCUGAAUCAGGCUGUCAACCUAUUGGCUGUAGGCUUGACGUCUACUCAGACUCCUGUGGAUUUUUUCAAAUCAAAGAGGCUUACUGGAAAGACUGCGGUCGACCUGGAAUUGGAUGGAAAGAAUGUUCUAAAGAUUACAGCUGUGCCGCUGGUUGCGUUCGUACCUACAUGAACCGUUACAUUGGUUACAGUGGUUGUCCUGCCAACUGCGAGAGUUUUGCGAGAAUCCACAACGGCGGACCAAAGGGAUGUACAUAUGAUUGUACCAAACAAUACUGGAAGCGUGUUCAACAACAAGGAUGUACUAUGUACAGCUAAAGGCUUUGUUAUUUUCUGUUCAUUAGCGUUGCAUGUGUCAUGAAAUAUGUACAUAUGAAAAAUCUAAAUACGUAUAAAUAAAAGUGUGCCAUACUUAAAGAAACUUAUGAAAUAUGAAUAAAAACGUGUCUGUAAUGUUUGGUGCCUAUUUACUUUACCUUCACGUUUACUUUACUUUUUUACUUUACCUUCACGUUUACUUUACUUUUUUACU
Messenger RNA from Saccostrea echinata, 729 nucleotides. Its product is annotated as lysozyme-like. The coding region runs from base 111 to 515 and encodes 134 amino acids. NCBI's taxonomy places the organism in Eukaryota, Metazoa, Mollusca, Bivalvia, Ostreida, Ostreidae. The record is from RefSeq and is a predicted model, not a curated record. The transcript has 5 exons. Gene Ontology annotation, molecular function: lysozyme activity.